Athalia rosae (coleseed sawfly) is the source of this 2826-nucleotide messenger RNA. RefSeq lists its product as uncharacterized. The record is from RefSeq and is a predicted model, not a curated record. The transcript is spliced from 14 exons. Bases 143 to 2626 code for a protein of 827 amino acids. NCBI's taxonomy places the organism in Eukaryota, Metazoa, Arthropoda, Insecta, Hymenoptera, Athaliidae.
AUGGAACAAUAUUCUGAUCGAGCAGAAUCCAACUCUAUCCCUGACUAGUCCUAAUCGACCGUACUGACUUUUGGCAAAUUGUGAGCCUGUUCGAUUUACCUGAGCUGAGCCAAUUGAAGAUUUCAUUUCACUUGCUACAAACAUGGAGAUUAUGGAAGAUGGAAAUUUAGUUGAUAGAGUUCGGAUAUUGCUGCAAAGAGAUAUGAAAUACUACCAGGAGAAACAGACCGUGUUGCGUGAAACAAUCUGCACAGGAAUAAGUGGUGGAAAAUUAGAUUUUCCAAGGCACGCUUCUUUUGCGGCAACUAAAAUUGUGGCUUGGUGGGAGGCUGAAUUUACAACAACUUUCAAAGAAUCGUCUGGCCUUAGUUCCACAGGCAUGAAAGAUACAGGUUUAGCCAAUUGUGGGGGAGUUGUAAAACAUUCCGAGCCAGCAGAGUUUGUUACCAUGAUAGUUGAUACAUCGGAACAGCUCUUAGAACAUUUACAUACCCUGACUCAAGAGGCGUUGGAUCAUGCUGAUUUAACAGUUCUGACUGCGACAUUGGGGGCGGCAGCUUUAGUACGAAAUUGUUUAUGGAGUUAUAAUCAGAAAACAAAAACAUCUACUCCUGCACAGUCGAGCAAUAAAAUACACAAAUGCUUCAAAUCAUAUCAAGAAAUAGCGGAAGCUUUAGCAGAGCGGCUUCUCGAUCUACAUUGUCGUUUAAUUUCGUUGUACAUUUUAAAUGAAGCCGAUUCAUUCGAUUGGCAAAGUUGUCGACCAUUCUUUGAAAAAGAGCGCUGUUCUUUUGUGAUUCAAAUGUGGUGGCUUUACAUGCAAGGUACCAAGGAUGACCUUUGGAAUACAGUUCCUCCAAAAAUGGCACAGCGCGUUUUUGCUGGGAUGUUGGAUGAAUCCUUGACCAUUAUCACAGCACGUUUUGUCCAUGGCCGUCCUAGUCUCGCUCGUUGUGGUCAAUUUUGGGCAGAUGUCUUCAAUGUUUUAUGCUGCACAGCAAACUUGGCACUAGCUACAUUCGUCAGUGGCAGUGAGAUGGUUGGCUUCAAUAUGAACAGAUUAUCUAUAAUUUCAAGAGACAUACAUGCUAAGUGUGGUGAAUUACUCGUUUCCCUACUACUGAGAGGAACACCUUUAAACGUACUGUUCCAGGUUCUCCGCGAUGGAUUAGAAAAUUUAGAUAUGUCGCUACCACGCCGAGGUCCAGCUCCGUGGCUAAUAACAAGUAUGCCAGAUCUCUUACCACCUUCAUCAGAAAAUAUUGAUAGCCUAAAGCUUCUUGCCGAUGGUCCAGCAAUCGCGAUUGAGAUGAAAAUUUUAAGAGCUCAGCCCCAGCCUGACUGGCGUCAAUUAAUGAAAACAUUGUUAAUGCGAAACAGUAAAGUUUCCACAAUACUACUUGAAGAAUUCUGUAAACAAAGCAUUGGUUUCAAAUCGGACGAUAGUUUCACUGAAAAAGAAAAAAGUAAAGUUGAAGAAGAGCAGGAGGGAUGUGGAGGAUUUUUAUGCUCCGGGCAUGAUUGCUCUCGGCCUGCUUCAACCCCAGCAUUAUGGUCGUACAGUCUCACUUACAUUUCUAUAAUUGCUGACAUGGAUGCAACAGAUGUAAUUAUUCCGGCUCUCCUACAAGACUCGGAUUGGUCAAAGUGCCUCGAUAGAGAACAGGUUUGGAAUCAGAUAAGACCGCCGUGGCUACACGCUAUUAUCACACCCUUAUAUCCCGUGAUGGCACCUGUUGUAACGACACUGCUCGAUGCUAUCAGGACGGGAGCAAGCAUCUAUCAAACAAUGUCUUUAGCCCUGGCGUGCUUCAGCGAACUUUAUAUCUGCGCACCAGCAGGUUUGCUUCGUACGGUUUUGAAGAUAAACGAUAACAUUCCUGCUCAUUGCCACCCAAUAGGUGGUUCAGUACUUCUCCAGAUACUGUGCACUGCUCUAUACACUAAUUUCCUAAAAGUCAAAGCUGAUGCUGGAACUAAUUCUUCAUCAUUUUUUGCGCUAAAUGAACCCCAGUUGAUUGCUGGUAGUCUUGAUCGAAACGAUAUCACUGCCUUGGCCAUUGCCCUGGGAGAAGCAAUUUGCAGCAUCGAUGAGGAUGAUAAACAUACUUUGCAAAUUGAUUCUUUGUUGGAUUUAGUUAAUCAGAGAGUGGAGUCUGAGAACUUGAGCUGGCGGGGAAUAGAUUCUGAGGGUUUGACAAGCGUAGCCGAAGCUUACGCUGAUGAGCUCUUAUUUACACCUGAAGGCCGGCUUGCAAUAAAAGUAAUUCACGAAUAUAUAGUUCAUAGUUCGGAUUGGAUACUGAGUUGCUUGGGGAUUGAAGGGGAAAAGACAAUGAUUGGGGCUCCGAAAUACAUCCCAGGCACACCGGUGCCACAACCGCUUUUGCAUGUCAUGUUUCAUAUUGGAUGCAAACCUUUUGAUCAACUUCUCAUUGAUUACAUGCAGGCUGAUUGGUUAAGAGUUUUGAAAAUACCCCAAGCCAUAACUGUAGAGCGUAUUCGCAGUCAAAUUUUAAAACGGCCCGAGUUUAAAGAAAUGGCAAAUCUCCCACCAGGGGACAAAGAAGCUACCGAAGCUCUAAAAUUGUUAUGUAGCACCAGGAAAGCUAGCCGGCUGAUAUAAGACUCAGUAAUAUAACAUACGUAAUUAACGAAGAUUUGAAAUUGCAGAUUAUUAAUCAUCGCACAUGUACGCCAGUUUUUACAUAUUGCACUUUUAUAAACAAUCUAAUGAUUUACAUUCCGUACGGUAAAAUGUAAUUAGGAAAUUUGGAACGAAAUAUUACAGAUAAAUAUUACAAUAAAAUUAGGCCAAUCAAUAAA